Messenger RNA from Phragmites australis (common reed), 1645 nucleotides. RefSeq names its product UV-B-induced protein At3g17800, chloroplastic-like. The transcript is spliced from 3 exons. Lineage: Eukaryota; Viridiplantae; Streptophyta; Magnoliopsida; Poales; Poaceae. The record is from RefSeq and is a predicted model, not a curated record. Bases 131 to 1345 code for a protein of 404 amino acids.
CCCCCUAAAGCCUCGCAGUCUCCAACUGAACGGCCGCAGAGACCAGAGAGAUCCCCAAUUCCGCACCACAGACCCUCGUAUUCGCGCGGGCUCCCAGAGGAUUCGUGCAGCAUACGCUUCGAAUCGGCCGAUGGAGGCAGCAGCUGCGGCGCUCAGGUCGCCCACCGCCGCCGCCGCCCCGUCGCGGCGGCUGGCGACCCCGGGCGCGAGCUCGCUCCCCUUCGACCGGAGGCGCAGCUUCGCCUUCGGCUCCAUCAAGGGUCUCGGUCGGCAACAGCUUACCUCUAGGAGUAGGAGGCGAAGCAGUGUGGUCAGGGCCUCGUGGUCCCCCUCGGAGUCGCUGCCGCCGUCCUCGUCCAUCGCGCCGCUCCGGAUGGAGUCGCCAGCGGGGCAGCUCCUCUCACAGAUCCUGCACACGCACCCGCACCUGCUACCUGCCGCCGCCGAGCAGCAGCUCGAGCAGCUCCAGACCGACCGCGAGGCCGAGAAAGAGAAGGAGAGUGGCGGCGACCUCGUGCUGUACAGGCGGAUAGCUGAGGUAAAGGAAAAGGAGCGAAGAAGGACCUUGGAGGAGAUACUCUACUCUCUGGUUGUUCAGAAGUUUGUUGAAGCUGGUGUUUCUUUGGUUCCGGCGCUCUCUCACUCCAUUGAUUCUUCUGGACGAGUUGAUCAGUGGGCAGAAAAUGUGGACAAGAAGCUCGAGCAUUUGCAUUCACAUGAGGCCUAUGAAAUGAUCGAGAACCACCUCACUCUCAUUCUGGGGCAGCGUCAAGCUGAUGCCACCAUUGCAGCCAUAAGUAAGCUCCGAGUCGGCCAAGUCUAUGCUGCAUCUGUGAUGUAUGGUUAUUUCCUCAAGAGAGUCGAUCAGAGGUUUCAGCUCGAGAAGUCGAUGAAGAGCCUGCCUUGGGGAUCAGAAAAGGAAGAUGAUGCACUGAAUCAAGUUAUGACGACUGAUUCAAUGCCCUCAGCUCAGGCUUCUAGCACUCACCCAGAAAUGGCCUCAUGGACGUCCUCUAACUUCAACGCAGGGGGGCCUAGCCAAGCUGUCAAGCCAUGCCGCCUUAGAUCAUAUGUCAUGUCUUUUGAUUCAGAAACAUUACAGAGGUACGCCACAAUUAGAUCAAAGGAGGCCUUUGGCAUUAUUGAGAAGCACACGGAGGCAUUGUUUGGGAAACCAGAGAUUGUGAUCACACCUGAUGGCACAGUUGAUUCUUCUAAGGAUGAGCAUAUUAGGAUUAGUUUCGCAGGGCUGAGAUGGUUGAUCCUGGAGGCUGUUACAUUCGGGUCCUUCCUUUGGGAUGUUGAGAGCUUUGUGGAUUCCAGGUACCACUUUGUGACCAACUAGCUGGGUCCAAAGAUUGUCAUCCCAGAAACUGAAGAUUCAUGCUAUGUGUAUCUAGUCUGAUGUCCAUGGGCUUCAGUAAAGACUGCUGUACAAUGUUGUCACUAUUACCACACCUCGCGCUGUAUGCAGAGCUACCCAUGAUUCUGCCUGGUUUUCUAGCACCACGGUAUUGUAACGAUCAGAUAUCAUUAGCCUGAUAUUUAACCAUUAGGUUUUGCUAGCAUUUGUGCUACCCGGGGUGCUCAGUGUUGUAUCUUAUGACUGAUUCUCCUUUGGAUAUUGUUAGAGCUCUUUAACCUA